This is a messenger RNA of Hyaena hyaena (striped hyena), 2187 nucleotides long. RefSeq names its product protocadherin-15-like. Lineage: Eukaryota; Metazoa; Chordata; Mammalia; Carnivora; Hyaenidae. Gene Ontology annotation, cellular component: plasma membrane; stereocilium. The record is from RefSeq and is a predicted model, not a curated record. The annotation marks the transcript as partial. Gene Ontology annotation, biological process: inner ear development; homophilic cell-cell adhesion; sensory perception of sound. The transcript is spliced from 16 exons. Gene Ontology annotation, molecular function: calcium ion binding.
AUGGAAGGUUUUACUGGAAAAGGUGGAAGCUUGCAAAAUAAGAGAGGAGGGAAAGGCACCGUGCCAUCCCCACACCCCCAGAUGUCCUGCUGGCCAGCGGUUGGUCAGCAUUCUCAGGACCUGGAUGCCCAGGCUCACACCCUGGCCCGUGGUAAGUGCAGUCCCCACCGCCCGGUUGAAGACAGACCCUCGGUGACCCUGGGCCAGGAGUCACCUGCUCUGCUGGGAGCAGGUACCAUUCUUGUGGACAACAUGCUGAUCAAAGGGACUGCGGGAGGACCAGACCCCACCAUUGAACUUUCCUUAAGGGACAAUGUGGAUUACUGGGUGCUGCUGGACCCCGUCAAGCAAAUGCUCUUCCUGAACAGCACCGGCAGAGUUCUGGACAGAGACCCGCCGAUGAACAUACACUCGAUCGUGGUGCAAGUGCAGUGCAUCAACAAGAAGGUGGGCACCGUCAUCUACCACGAAGUCCGCAUCGUGGUGAGGGACCGCAACGACAACUCCCCCACGUUCAAGCACGACAGCUACUACGCCACGGUGAAUGAGCUCACUCCCGUUGGCACCACGAUAUUUACAGGGUUUUCAGGGGACAAUGGAGCUACAGACAUAGAUGAUGGACCAAAUGGACAGAUAGAAUACCUCAUCCAGUACAAUCCGGAGGACCCGACAUCCAAUGACACCUUUGAGAUCCCCCUCAUGUUGACUGGAAACGUAGUAUUAAGGAAGAGGCUCAACUAUGAAGAUAAGACUCGGUACUUUGUCAUCAUCCAGGCUAACGACCGGGCACAAAAUCUGAAUGAGCGGCGAACCACCACCACCACGCUCACGGUGGAUGUUCUGGACGGAGAUGACUUGGGUCCGAUGUUUCUUCCUUGCGUCCUUGUGCCAAACACCCGUGACUGUCGUCCGCUCACCUACCAAGCUGCCAUACCUGAGCUCAGAACUCCGGAAGAACUGAACCCCAUCAUUGUUACCCCACCCAUCCAGGCUGUUGACCAGGACCAGAAUAUUCAGCCACCAUCAGACAGGCCAGGCGUCCUCUACUCCAUCCUUGUUGGGACUCCAGAGGAUUACCCACGAUUUUUCCAUAUGCAUCCCAGGACUGCAGAACUUAGUCUCCUGGAGCCUAUAAACAGAGAUUUUCACCAGAAAUUUGAUUUGGUUAUUAAGGCUGAACAAGACAAUGGUCACCCUCUGCCCGCCUUUGCCAGUCUACAUAUCGAAAUACUGGAUGAAAACAACCAGAGUCCAUACUUCACGAUGCCCAGCUAUCAAGGCUACAUCCUGGAGUCAGCCCCGGUGGGAGCCACCAUCUCCGACAGUCUGAAUUUGACCACCCCUCUCAGAAUCGUGGCUCUGGACAAGGACAUAGAGGACGUUCCGCCAGGUGGAGUUCCUACGAAAGACCCAGAGCUUCACCUUUUCCUGAACGAUUACACCUCAGUCUUCACCGUCACGCAGACUGGUAUCACUCGCUACCUCACCCUACUGCAACCAGUGGACCGGGAAGAGCAGCAAACUUAUACUUUUUCGAUAACGGCAUUUGAUGGUGUGCAAGAAAGUGAGCCAGUUAUUGUCAAUAUUCGGGUGAUGGAUGCAAAUGAUAAUACUCCAACCUUCCCUGAAAUAUCCUAUGAUGUCUAUGUUUAUACAGACAUGAGCCCCGGGGACAGUGUCAUACAGCUCACUGCGGUGGAUGCAGAUGAAGGGUCCAAUGGGGAGAUCACCUACGAAAUCCUGGUUGGGGCUCAGGGAGACUUCACCAUCAACCGAACCACAGGGCUCAUCACCAUCGCUGAAGGGGUGGUGCUGACAGUGGGGCGCACCUAUGCGCUCACAGUCCAGGCUGCAGAUAACGCGCCUCCUGCGGAGAGAAGGCACUCCAUCUGCACCGUGUACAUUGAAGUGCUCCCUCCAAAUAAUCAAAGCCCUCCCCGCUUCCCACAGUUGAUGUACAGCCUCGAAAUCAGUGAAGCCAUGAGGAUCGGUGCUGUUUUAUUAAAUCUACAGGCAACUGAUCGAGAGGGAGACCCAAUAACAUAUGCCAUUGAGAACGGAGAUCCCCAGCGAGUUUUUAAUCUUUCAGAAACUACUGGGAUUCUAACCUUAGGGAAAGCCCUGGACAGGGAGAGCACCGAUCGCUACAUUCUGAUCGUCACUGCUUCAGACGGCAGGCCAGAUGGG